Leptopilina heterotoma is the source of this 1543-nucleotide messenger RNA. RefSeq lists its product as uncharacterized. Lineage: Eukaryota; Metazoa; Arthropoda; Insecta; Hymenoptera; Figitidae. Bases 174 to 1238 code for a protein of 354 amino acids. The record is from RefSeq and is a predicted model, not a curated record. The transcript has 3 exons.
AAAAUUAGAACCGUCAUUCUCCACCCUCCUCAAAAGUGCUCAAAAGAAAACAAAUUUUUUUCAAAAUGAUUCGCUUUACAGACGUUUUUGUCUUAAUUCAAGCCUUCUUACCGGGUAAACAAACAUUUAUUUUGUAAAUACAAAAUUUAAAAAAGAGGUUAUAUUCCAAGAAUAUGGACCCUUUGGAAGUGGAUAUUUUUCAAAAAAUAUUGAGCAGUUGUAAUGGAGUUUGGAGCGAAAUUAACACGAAAGAUGAGUGGAAAAAUUUCAGAACAGAAAAUCGUUUUCCAACGAUUGAUAAUAAUUUAUUAAAUGCAUUAAUAACAUCUCUAGUUAAUCUGUUGAAUUACAAAGUUUCUCAUGCUCUUGAGCAACGAUAUGAAGUUCGAUUGUGUCUGAUUGAUAUAAUAAGGGCAUGGAGUAGAUUAGGAGGUUCUUUGAGUAAAACAUUCUUAAACGGAGAGAACGGAAUAACAUUUAUGGUUAUUAUUUUGGAGAAAUACUUAACAGACGAAUUCUUGACGUCCGUAAAUUCCGUUGAACAUUUAAUAAAUUUCCAUCGUGCCUUAAUUUAUCUACUGCCAAAAAAUCCAUCGCUAAUGAAAUUAUCACAUAAAAUAAUCCUUCGUCUCGCUGAAUUGGAAUUGACUGAAGAAAGUGAAAAAUUACUGGUUUCAAUUUUGGAAGCAAAGGAAAAUAUCCAAGUUGACGAUACUAUUUUAGAACAAAUAUAUUCUUCGCAAAGGAUUAAAUUUAUUGAAAUACCGUUGAAAAAUACGUUUGUAGGAAAUUAUUCCAAACUAUCGAAUUCUGAUGAUCACGAUUGUCAAUUAAAUCUAGAUAAUGAUUUGGAUGAACUCUACGAUAGAAUAGUGAGUUCAUCGUUGAUUUUUCAUCUGACUGUCAGUUUAUUGUACGAUUUAUUUCUAGUAAAUAAUUAUUCUCAAGAGAUUCUUAUUUUUAUAAAAAUAAUUCUUGAGUCUGUAAGUAAUCGUUGUAAGGCACGUGGAAAAGAUAUUCUCGAUCUUUAUCCAAUUAAUUUACAAUCGUGUGUUAUACUUUUGAGAAUUGAGCCAAGUCAACAUAGCAACGACUCGAAGAAUUACACUCUAAAUGAGCUUAAAAAUAUUUUUUUGACAAAUAAUCAAGAUGCUGUAAUACUAGUGUCUCAUUUUCCCCUUUGGUUAGAAGUAUUUGCAUCUUUUUUAAUUUCCAAUCAAUGUGAUUUAAAUUCGUAAGCAUAGUCUAAAGAAUGUUUUAUUAAUAUUGACUCUCAGGGAUUGUAAUUUAAUUGCAUAUUUAUGUAUAUAGUAGUAGGAAAAAAGAGAAUUUCUCAUCUUUACUAAAAGAAAAUAGGUAUAUUUAUCUCAAACUUUGUUUUUUAAAAAAUAUUUUGAAUUUAGUACCGUCAACAGGGGUAAUUAUGGAACAUCAGAGGUAAAUAUGGAACGCGUAAUUCUUUUUUAUGUAAAAUUUUUGUGAUAAAUUAUUUUAAUUUGGUUCUUGUUGUAAAUAAUAGUUUAAUAUAUUGCCUAAAAAGUUA